Striga asiatica is the source of this 919-nucleotide messenger RNA. NCBI's taxonomy places the organism in Eukaryota, Viridiplantae, Streptophyta, Magnoliopsida, Lamiales, Orobanchaceae. The record is from the annotation of a GenBank genome assembly.
AUGUGGAUAUUAGAAUGUAAUAACCAUAAUAAUAAUGGCCAAGACUCGAAUUUUUCGACUCGUACCUUACACGGCCCGAAGCCAUUUCCGAGCAAUACAUUCUUCGCAACACCAACUCGUGAUUAUGGAGGUAAAAGGGAGAUAAUUACAAGCAAAAUGCAGCCAUUGGUGAGCUCAAGAUGGAACCCGACUCCCGAGCAAGUGCAAGCUCUCGAAGGAAUUUAUCGACAUGGGAUUAAAACACCAUCAGCUCAACAAAUACAACAAAUCACCGCAAAGCUUAGGAAAUUCGGAAAAGUCGAGGGAAAGAAUGUAUUCUAUUGGUUUCAAAAUCAUAAGGCUAGAGAAAGGCAGAAAAGGCGCCGGCUGGCGGCCGAGGAAAAAAUGCGCGAAUCGAAACAAUCGGGAAAUAGGAGCUAUCUGGAAACUAAAAAUCCUAAGAGGUUGACUGCACCCCAAAGCUACAGCACAGCUUCAGAGUGCUCUGAAUCAAUACAAGGAGAAGAAUGGAGACAGGACAAAUGGACACAUGCUAAGAAGGGUCCCCAAAUUACACAACGCGAAUUGGACUUAUUAUUAUUAUCACCUUGCAUCAAAGCUCCUGGCCAAGAAAACGAAAAAUCAAGUGUCGGUGAAGAAUCGGGCGAAAUAAUGAAGGAAAAUCAAGAAACUCUCGAGCUUUUUCCUGUCAGGAAGGGCAAUUGUUUGAACACCAUUAAGACCGGGGAGAACGAUUGUGAUCACGAUUGUGUUUGUAGCAUGGGGACUAAAUCGACACCGAGUCGGUUUUUCGAAUUUUUUCCUAUAAAAUAGUGAUGGAAUUAUUGAUUACUCAGUCCGGAGUUCAAGUGAUAUCUAGUCUAAGGUAGUUUAGACAAGAAGUAGAUGAACUAUAUAUGUGGAUUUGUAUUAAUAUAAU